Molecule: messenger RNA, 2884 nt
Organism: Sceloporus undulatus (fence lizard)
Lineage: Eukaryota; Metazoa; Chordata; Lepidosauria; Squamata; Phrynosomatidae
Gene: CCNK
Product: cyclin K
Exons: 12
Coding region: 324-2183 (619 amino acids)
Biological process (GO): regulation of transcription by RNA polymerase II; positive regulation of DNA-templated transcription, elongation
Cellular component (GO): nucleus; cyclin/CDK positive transcription elongation factor complex
Molecular function (GO): cyclin-dependent protein serine/threonine kinase activator activity
Source: RefSeq, a predicted model, not a curated record
GACAAUCACUCCCCGCCCACCAAAGGCGCUGAUUGGCUCGUUUUGAUUGAGCAUCCCUUUCUAUUGGCCGGCGGUGUCGACCUCGCCUUUCAUAUCUUUUUUUAACACCCGUUCGCGCGCGUGCGCACAGAAGAAGAGACUGGGGAUAAAGCGUCCCCGGAGGGUGGUUUUUAACUCCCGGACGUUCCGUUAGCGUAGCCCGACGUCGUGACGUCACCAAAGGUUUCGCUGCGGCCCUCCCAAGAUGGCGGCUCGUUGAGGGCUUGAGGCCUGAGGCUCCGUCGGUCGUUAUAUGAAAAGCAGGAACCGUUCCGUAUCAAUAAAUGAAGGAGAACAAGGAAAACUCCAGCCCUUCUGUGUCUUCGGCAAACCUGGACCACACAAAGCCAUGCUGGUACUGGGAUAAGAAGGACCUGGCUCACACGCCGUCGCAGCUAGAAGGGCUCGACCCAGCCACUGAGGCCAGAUACAGGAGAGAAGGCGCUCGGUUCAUAUUCGACGUGGGAACCCGUUUGGGACUACAUUAUGAUACUCUGGCAACUGGAAUAAUAUACUUCCAUCGGUUUUAUAUGUUCCACUCCUUCAAACAGUUCCCAAGAUAUGUGACUGGAGCCUGUUGCCUCUUCCUAGCAGGGAAAGUUGAAGAAACACCCAAAAAAUGUAAAGAUAUAAUCAAAACAGCUCGUAGUUUACUAAAUGAUGUGCAGUUUGGACAAUUUGGAGAUGAUCCAAAGCAAAGAAAUAACCCAUUGCACAGGGGAAGCAGUGAAACUGGCCACACAGAGUGCAGCCAUAUGCAUACAGAAGAAGUUAUGGUUUUGGAAAGAAUCUUAUUGCAGACGAUAAAAUUUGAUUUACAAGUGGAACACCCUUAUCAAUUCCUGCUUAAAUAUGCUAAGCAACUCAAAGGUGAUAAGAACAAAAUUCAGAAACUGGUUCAGAUGGCAUGGACAUUUGUAAAUGACAGUCUCUGCACUACAUUGUCAUUACAAUGGGAACCUGAGAUUAUAGCUGUUGCAGUUAUGUAUCUGGCUGGCCGCUUGUGUAAGUUCGAGAUUCAGGAGUGGACAUCAAAGCCAAUGUACAGAAGAUGGUGGGAACAGUUUGUGCAGGAUGUGCCUGUUGAUGUCCUGGAAGAUAUCUGUCAUCAGAUCCUGGACCUGUACUCACAGGGGAAGCAACAAAUGCCUCACCAUACCCCACACCAGCUACAGCAGGCUCCUUCCCUUCAGUCUACCCCUCCAGUACCUCCUACCCAACAGUCCCAGCAAUCUCAAAGCUCAGAGCAGUCACAAUCACAACAGCCAAAAGAGACUCAGCAAGCAGGACAGCAGCAGCAGCAGCAGCAGCAACAACAGCAGCCACAACCACAGCCGCCACAACCACCACAAACUCAACAGUCCAAAAAACCAUCUCCUCAGUCAAGUCCUCCCAGACAGGCAAAACGACCAGCGGUUGUAUCACCAAAAGAAGAACCCAAAUCUGCAGAGGCACCUCCUGCUAAGGUUGCUAAAAUGGAACCUUCUCAUCCGCCAGUACCCCCUGUGCAUCCACCACCUGAACAUAAGCCUCCUCUGACAACUGCUGUUUCCAUGGGAGGUGACCAGACAUCUAUAGUAGAUUCCGUAGACAUUGCAAAAGUCCCGAUCGCGCCUCCAUCUCAUCCGGCUCCUGUACAUCAACCACCACCUAUGCCUCACCGUCCACCACCCCCACCCCCGCCAUCUAGUUAUAUAACUGGCAUGUCCACUACCAAUUCUUACAUGUCAGGAGAGGGAUAUCAGAGUCUUCAAUCAAUGAUGAAGACAGAAGCACCAACCUAUGGAGCUCUGCCACCCACCUAUGGACCUCCAACUCACUUGCCAUAUCAUCCUCAUGUGUAUCCUCCCAACCCUCCUCCACCUGUUCCUCCACCUCCACCCACAUCUUUUCCACCACCAACUAUUCCUCCUCCUACCCCAGGGUAUCCUCCUCCACCUGCUUAUAAUCCUAACUUCCCACCCCCUCGGCUACCUCCCUCCCAUGCUGUCCCACCUCACCCUCCUCCGGGACUGGGAAUGCCACCUGCCAGCUAUCCUCCUCCCUCAGUGCCCCCUGGUGGACAGCCACCAGUACCACCUCCAAUACCUCCACCUGGCAUGCCCCCUGUUGCAGGACUUGGACGUGCUACAUGGAUGAGAUAGCAGUUUUACAUAAGAUAUCUUUAACCCUGGGGAAUGGUUUAAUGGUCAGGAUAGUUGAGGGGAAAAUGAAGGGAAUUGUUUGUGUAAUGUAGGGAUGGAUGGAUGAAAAUCUAGAAGGCAGCGACUUAGAAUCUUUACUGGUCUGCUUACAGUUUAGUCAGUAGCAAUACAGGCUUUUAGUUUCAAUAUUGCAAAGCUAAUUGAAAUUCAAUUCCUAAGUUAAUUGUAGCACUGGAUUACUUUGCACUAAUAAAAAUGUUUUUUUAAAGGCCAUAUUGGCUUAGUUAUAUUGGUAAGACAAAAAUCUGCUCCUUAGAAAUCAGUGCCUCCUUGUUUGAGUAUAAGAAUUAAGGAUAUCGUUCCAUCUGAAGGAGAAAAAUGCCUUCCUGGUUGUCAUAACAUUCCAGCAACACUUUGUUCUCAGUAAGAGAGCCAAUUCUAUUUAAUAAAAUAUAUAUAUUCACAGAGAGACACAACAGUUGCAGCCUAUAGCUGAUGAACAUCCUUUUUGCCUUUUUUGUUUUGGAAUGUACUCUGAUCUUGACCUGAAAUGUAUGUCUGAACCUCUGUGCAAAUUCCUGUACAUAAAUAGCUAUUUUCUAAGUGUGGAAGUCUGAAUGUAAUGGCAUUUGGUGAUUUACUACUUGUUUAUCUUUUUGAAAGGCUGACAUGUACUCCAAUAAAUCUGGUUGUGAAGUCUG